CUAGCAACGAUUGUUGUGCAUAUAAAAAGCGUGGACUUUUUUGUUUUCUUUUCUUUCUUUUUUAUUUUAUAUUUCUUCGACUUUUUUUAUUAUGCGUAAUUAUCAAAUCUAUUUGACGAUUGCUAUAGCUAUACUAGGUAGCUUACUUGUCUCUGUGCAAGCUAAAAAAACUCAUAACGAAAUAACAUGUGAGGAUGACUCGUCCUCAAAAAAUAUCUAUGGCAAACAUAAAUUAAUUACAUAUAUUGUUGAUUGGGAUAUACCACAUAAUAUUAAAUGGGAUCUCUUUGAUCAUGUCUCUUAUGCUUUUGCUGAACCUAAUAAAAAUGGCGAGCUAAAAUCAUUUUCGGGCAGUAACUUGAAAUCAGUGGUUCGUGAAGCACAUAAAAAUAAGGUUGGCGUCAGUAUUAGUAUUGGCGGAUGGAGUGGUUCCAGAUAUUUUAGUUCUUUGGUCAAAUCAAAAUCUAAGCGAGAUAAGUUCGCUAAAAAUAUUAUGAAAUUGGUUGAAGAAUAUAAUCUCGAUGGAGUAAACCUUGAUUGGGAAUAUCCUAAUGAUCCUAAUGGCGUCUCUUGUAAUGAAAAGGAUCCCAAUGAUACAGCUAAUUUCCUUACUUUUAUCAAACUAUUACGCGAAAUGCUUGAUAAGAAAUAUAAAAAAGUUCAUAAAUUAAUUACUGCUGCCGUUAGUACGAGUCCCUUUAAUAAUGGAAAGCAGGAGCCUAUCAAGCAUCUUGAUAAAGCUUGGUCAGCAAAUGUUGAUUUUUUUUAUAUUAUGGUUUAUGAUAUUAGUGGUAGUUGGAUGAAAAAGGCAGGUCCUAAUUCACCUUUGAAUAAAGGAGGUUCCUAUGAUUCUAGUGUAAAACAAGCAGUGAGUGUAUGGAAGAGUGCAGGGAUCCCUGCUAAUCAAAUCAUCUUGGGUGUACCCUUCUACGGACAUGCUUCUCGAACUGCUACAGCUAUUACUUCAUCUACAGGCAUGUAUGUCAAGUUGGCAAGAAAUAGCACAAUUAAAGGUGAUAAAUAUGAUUCAUUAAGUGCAGAUCCUUGUCCAGGUGCUGUCAAGUCCUACUCAGGAUCUUAUGAAUGGCGUUCUAUUAUGUCUGCAGGUAUCUUGGACAAUAAGAAUGGCUGGAAAUCUUACUGGGAUAAAAGAUCUGCUACACCUUAUGCUUAUCAUUCUAAAGAUCACAAAUUUCUUUCGUAUGAUAACCCAAAGUCUCUUAAAGAUAAAAUGAAUUAUGUUAUUAAAGAAAAGCUGGGUGGGGCUAUGAUUUGGUCUCUGGAAAUGGAUGACAAAAAGAAUACCCUUUUAUCAAGCCUUCAAAGUAUUAGGGAUUAAUUUGCUGGUUGAAUUAUUUCUCAUUUCUAAAUACUGCUACUACU
Molecule: messenger RNA, 1383 nt
Organism: Cokeromyces recurvatus
Lineage: Eukaryota; Fungi; Mucoromycota; Mucoromycetes; Mucorales; Mucoraceae
Product: glycoside hydrolase superfamily
Exons: 6
Coding region: 92-1339 (415 amino acids)
Biological process (GO): carbohydrate metabolic process; chitin catabolic process
Cellular component (GO): extracellular region
Molecular function (GO): chitin binding; chitinase activity
Source: RefSeq, a predicted model, not a curated record